This is a messenger RNA of Cottoperca gobio, 5213 nucleotides long. RefSeq names its product spalt-like transcription factor 3b (gene sall3b). Lineage: Eukaryota; Metazoa; Chordata; Actinopteri; Perciformes; Bovichtidae. Gene Ontology annotation, cellular component: nucleus. Gene Ontology annotation, biological process: regulation of transcription by RNA polymerase II. Gene Ontology annotation, molecular function: RNA polymerase II cis-regulatory region sequence-specific DNA binding; DNA-binding transcription factor activity, RNA polymerase II-specific. The record is from RefSeq and is a predicted model, not a curated record.
UUGGCUUCAAUUAGUAUUGUGAAGAAUUUUACUUAAACUAUGAGCUUCAGUUGGUGAUUGAAUGUCAACCAAUCACCAACAUUUAAACAAUAACUACAAAAUGAAAGUCUAGUAGGCCUCGUCUUUCUUUCAGCACCCUAAUUAAACUCCACUCCAUAUUACAAGCUGAGCUCAUGUUGGUUUACCCUCCACACAUAUCUGAUCAUCACUCAAAGGAAGACUUCUUUUCCAACUUCGAGACAUUUUUCGGUCUAUUGUGGCGCCAAAUUGUGGGAGGUCGUAACAAAUGAAGCAAGGGCUCCAACACCUCCUGUGGUAUCCUGGCAGUAGCCUAUCGCAGGCGGCUGAAGGGCAUCUAAUGAUGGACCGGAGGCGGAGGCAACGAGGAGAGCGCCGGUGCCUCGGAUAAACCAGAGAGUCUCACUUCCGACAGACACCAGUUUGAGACCGGACCUGUCUGCGACCUGAGCGACAUUUUUACGCAGCAAGUUUGACUUUACGCACGUAUUAAAUCCUUUUACGUCAGAAUUACUUCUUCUAACACGUCAAUUCUGGACUUUACGCAGUUUUUUGGAGAGUCAACAUACACUCCCCUCCUCCUGUGGAAGGAUAACUGCUCCUGCUCUGCUGUCUUAAGUGUGUGUGAGGAGACAGAUUCAACCGGGACAUCCAUCCAUCUGCAGCCUGAGACGCAGCUCAAACUGAAGCGUCUCUUUUGACACAAACUCGUCAAAGAGCUCAGAAAGGGAACAAAGUCAUUCUUCAAAACUAAGCGGACAACGAGAUGCAGCAAUUGGCCCCAAAGUUAAACCCAAGACUGCUCCAAAACGCAUGAGCCACUCACAGGAGCUCAUGUCGGACUAAACCAUGUUGGAGCUGCUCGGAUAGAAGUGCGUAAAAGCAUCCGCACACCGGACAGGAAGUGAACUAAUUAUUAUUAAACCCCAUCCCUCAUUUCCAUAUGUUGCGUGAGUCGGCUGGACCGUAGCCAAUCACCCGCCGAAGGGCAGCAAGAGUCGUAAAAGCAUUAUCCUUCCUCCAUCACAAUUACACUGACAUGCGCAAUCUGCACACGGGCAUCAACAGCAGCCACCGUUCGCUUAUUUCACCGACCCCGCUCCGUCUGAAGGGUCCCAUUUGCUGCUUGUAGAUGAGUCGGCGGAAGGCGGCAGAGAGUCGCAGAGAAAGCUCAGCAUGUCCCGCCGCAAGCAAGCCAAGCCGCAGCAGCUCCAGUCAGAUGAAGAGUCGACACGCAGCAGACUCCUCUGCACAAAUGGCAUCGUGGAGGGCAUGGGCAGAGAGGAGACAUAUGGAGGCUACCACAGCAGUGAGAAAACACACAUCUGUGACAGAUGCUGUGCUGAGUUCUUCACUUGGACUGAACUGAGUGAACAUCAGAAAGUCUGCACUGAGGAUCCCUUGGUGCUGAUAGUGAAGGACAACGACAGGAUGCCGGUUCCAGAGGAAUCUCCUGUCGGACCCUCUCCGGUUCCUAGUAUGGCCUCCAGUGACUCGUCUGCAGCAGAGUCCAGCUUCGAGCUAGGGGAGACGCUGGUGAACGACAACGACAGUCUGGAUAAUAUAGAGGAGGGUGUGGAGCGUGAUGAAGCCAUGGAGCUUGAGCACCGCCCACACGACAAAUACACUACGACCUCCAGCCUUCAGCCUCCAGAUUCAACUAAGUCCACUUCCCCCCAGAUGUCAGCUGCUGGCAGCUACGGCAUGCCGAGUACAAACGUAACACUGGAGAUCCUCCACAGCACCAGGGUGGCUGUCGCUCAGUUCUCCCAAGGGAUCAGCAGCGGCGGCACUGGAGGGAAAGCGGCUUCAGCAGCCAUCCCCGUGAUCCUGGAGCACCUGCUGGCUCUGCAGCAACAACAGGUCCACCAGCUGCAGCUUAUUGAGCAGAUAUGCAGCCAGGUAGCCAUCAUGAACAGACAACCAACACAGGCAGCGUUAAAGCCAGUCUCCAGAUCUCUGUCUCUUGCACCUAAUCCUUUCCCUUCUCAAGGCAUCAUCCCUCCUCCCAUCCUGCCGCUGUCAGGAACGAUGCCCUCAAGCAUCAACGGACAGGCUGCUGUUUCUUUGUCUUCUGUGCUUGAGAAGUCACAUAGUGUCCCCUCACAAACUCUUUACAGGCAAUCCACCUUCAGAGAUGUAACAUGUACCUCAGCUUCCUCAGAAAAUUCAACCCCAUGUCUCCCCAGCUGCAGCAGCAGCAGCAUCUCCACGUUACUGCCUCUUUACACAGGCUCACAGAACAGUAGCAGUAGCUGCACUCAGACACUGAGCUCCUCCAGCCCGCUCCCCCUGGGCCGGAGCAGCCUCCUCAGCUCAUCCUCCAGCCUGCCAUUUCUACCUCAGAGCCCUCCCAGCAGCGUCAUUUUCCCCAAUCCCUUGGCUAGCAUCGCCGCCACAGCUAAUGCACUUGACCCUCUUGCAGCCCUGAUGAAGCACAGGAAAGGGAAACCGCCUAACGUGUCCUUGUUCGAAACUCUGCCCAGCCCAGAGGAGCCCUUCUUCAAGCAUAAAUGCAGGUUCUGUGCCAAAGUGUUUGGCAGCGACAGCGCUCUGCAGAUCCACCUGCGCUCCCAUACAGGAGAGCGGCCCUUCAAAUGCAACAUCUGCGGAAAUCGCUUUUCCACGAAAGGGAACUUAAAGGUGCACUUCCAGAGGCAUAAAGAAAAGUAUCCUCAUGUACAGAUGAACCCCUACCCGGUGCCAGAAUAUCUAGACAAUGUGCCAACCAGUUCUGGGAUUCCCUAUGGAAUGUCCAUCCCUCCAGAAAAACCUGUCUCCUCAUGGCUGGAGAGUAAACCUGUUGUAGCAACUCUGCCAGCCACUAUGGGUCUUCCGUUUUCCUCCGCUAUCACUAGUAUCGGAGGCUCAAAUGACCCUGUAAGUGUAACAGCAUCCGCUAAAUCUCCCUACCAGCCAGCUCCUGGUGAAUGUGUAUCUUUGUCACCUAACCACAGAGGCAAUGAGGCUCAGUUCUCUCCUGCUUCAGAGUCUCCACAGUCUAACUGUGAGACAGAAGUGUGCAAUAUACUGAAAACAGAGGGGGUACACCUGCCCCAAAACUGCUCCCUGAGACUGAGAGCCAACCCAGUAACAGAAGCAACCAGCACUACGAUUCCAUCUGUUGCCACUACACCCGUCACCUCAGCGUCCCCCGUCUCCAACUCUCCACCCCUCUCGUUCAACUCGGACGAAACUAAAUACCCAACCGGUGGCUUCCUGGACUCUAUGCACACAUCUGAAACCUCAAAGCUUCAGCAGCUGGUGGAGAGCAUCGACAAAAAGAUUACAGACCCCAACCAGUGUGUCCUCUGUCACCGCGUCCUCAGCUGUCAGAGUGCGCUAAAGAUGCACUACCGCAUUCACACCGGGGAGAGGCCCUUUAAAUGUAAAGUGUGUGGCAGGGCUUUCACCACCAAAGGCAACCUGAAGACGCACAUCAGCGUUCACAGAGAAUAUCCUCCCGUUCAGGUGCAACACUUGUGUCCCAUUUGCCAGAAGAAGUUCACCAACGCUGUUGUCUUUCAGCAGCAUAUCCGUAUACACAUGGUCGGGCAGAUUCCAGACUCCACCCUGGUGGACAGGCUGCAGGAGAUGGAUAGCGAUAUCUCGUUCAACGAGAGGAACUUUGACAGUCUCAGCAGCAAUGACAAUGACCUCAUUGAUGAUAUUUCAAUGGAGGAUGAUAAUGAGGAAGAGGAAGAGGAGGUAGAAAAUAUGGAGGAAGUUGUAGAUCCAUCUAAACCCUUGAUUUCUGAAUGUUACUCUCCGCCUAAGUCCAACAUUGUUUCAAGUAUAGCUGCACUGGAAAACCAAAUGAGGAUGAUCGACUCUACUUUAAGCCUAAACCACUCCUUUGGUUUAAAAUCCCUAACGAAUGGUUUUAAUCACAGCAGCCAACUCAAUUUUAAAUGCUCUUUAUCGGAGAAAAGGGGGGAAAACUGCAGCCUAAACAGCCCAAAUGUGUCAGAUUCCUCCUGUUCACCUCGUGUAUCGGUGUCUCCAAUUCAAAGCAACUCAGAGGGCAUGACGAUCAAAUCACCUGCAGUGAACAACAACAGGCCAGAAUCCCACGAGCUUUUGGCAGCCUCAGUGAAGAGAGAGCAAUCUGAGUCACCUACCUCUGCAUCAGCAGCUGCAGUGGCCCAAGAGCUGCGAGGAAUACAGGCCAGCAAGCUAUGUGUGAAAGAGGAGACUCCUUAUAGUAUGUCCUUCCAACUGAGCAGAGAAAGAGCUGCGGGUCAAAGCGUUCCCAGCCUGGUAACCAGCACAUCUUCAGGCCUGAUAAAAACCGAGAUGAAUGGUCACAGUCUACCGAACAACUCGUCUGAAGGGCAGCACCCACCAUUUAGCAUCCACAUCCCCCCGGCUUAUGCGUCAGUCGGCAGCCCAGGAAUGACCUCCCUGCUCGGCCCUGCGCCUCCCCGUCGAACACCGAAGCAGCACAACUGCAACGUCUGUGGGAAGAACUUCUCGUCGGCCAGCGCCCUACAGAUCCACGAGCGCACACACACUGGAGAGAAACCCUUUGUGUGCUCCAUCUGCGGCAGAGCUUUCACCACGAAAGGCAAUCUGAAGGUUCAUAUGGGAACUCACAUGUGGAACAACGCCCCAGCAAGGAGAGGCCGGCGGCUGUCGGUAGAGAACCCCAUGGCCCUGCUGAGUGGAGAGGCCGCAAAGUUUGGAGAGAUGUUUCAGAAAGACUUGGCAGCUCAAGCGAUGAAUGUAGAUCCUGGAUUUUGGAACCGCUACGCGGCAGCUAUCGCCAACAGCCUGGCCACGAAGAACAACGAGAUCUCAGUGAUUCAGAACAGAAGCAUCUCUCAGCUGCACCCUCUGACUGCAGGCAUGGACAGAGUGAGCACUGCAGGAAGUCCAAUAAACAGUCUAACCAAGACAGGCAUGGACCUGGGAAAUAAUAGGCAUUUUUCUAUGCUGAUCGAUGACAGCAAAGAAAUUGGAAUCAAUUGAAAAAAAAAAAAGAUGAUGAAUGGAGACUUAAUACUUAUGCAAUCUAUUAUGGACAUUAAAAUAUUUGUAAAGCAUCUUGUUUGUUCUUAUGUAUUAUAUAUAGACUUUAAAAAUACUUUUUAUCAAUUGACAGAGAAUAGUAGGGUAUUCACAUUUUGCUAUUUUACUUUGCCGUCAUUUGUGAAAGUUUUUUUGCCUAUACAUUAAAUAAGUUGUUUAACUUG